AUGGUUAAAGACGGAAAAUUUAUUACGAUGGACACGCAGAUUAAUAAAGAUUCGUUUACGGGGCAGGGGAGGGACACCUCAGCCGCGGCAGCGUCAGGUGGGUUAGUAGCACCUGCGCGGUCGACUACAUCCAGCGACUGCUCGACGCCCUUGGUGGACCACUUGGCCAAGGGGGAACGUAUCGUCGACACGCCAAGUGAAACCCUAGUGAAGUUUACUGGGAGCUGUGGGACGGAAUUUCUCACACUUCGAGACGUGGCGAUUUCCCAGGAAGACUCAAGACUGGAGGAACUCCGAGAAGUCCUUAAAGAGACCCUGCGGACAAUCACAAAGAAGAGGACAGUGGCAUCAGACGUCACUGCCGGUGUGAAAGAAGCUGCGUUAAUACUAACACAGUUGCUUACCCACCGCAAAACCUGGAAAGAUGCUCAGAGAAAGCUUGCGGUUGUCGAAGUAAAGGAGCGGGAGCGCCUCGCUGAGGAUUUAAAACACUCCGAACGACUUCGGAAGGAGGUGGCUCAAUCUGGAACUCCUGAGAGGAAAAGAGAGAUACCUGCCAAGAAUGGGAAAGAACACUUCAGUCCGCCAAAAGGACCUGAAGAGUUCAUCGUUCAUUUCUACUCUGAGGUCACGGCUAGAGACAACACUCCCUGCGGCAAUGAGGCCCCGAAAGGGAAGCGCCCCUUGUCGUCGCCCGAGGAGGGAGAAAGGGAAAAGAAGAAGAAGAAGGACAAGGAGAGUGGAGACCAGAAGUCCAACGAAGCUCCAUUCGUCGUAGUGGAAGGGAAGAAGAAAAAGAAGAAACGGAGGAAAAAGGAAAAGAAAGCAGCAGCAGGGAUCAGUGGAGCAAAAGGACCGGGACAAGACGGGACACCCAAUGGACCAGCGACGGAACGGACCACAGCAUCCAAGGAGGCCAAGCGGCAGAAGAGGUGA
Molecule: messenger RNA, 936 nt
Organism: Microplitis mediator
Lineage: Eukaryota; Metazoa; Arthropoda; Insecta; Hymenoptera; Braconidae
Product: nucleolar protein 58-like
Exons: 1
Coding region: 1-936 (311 amino acids)
Source: RefSeq, a predicted model, not a curated record